Messenger RNA from Pocillopora meandrina, 2892 nucleotides. The record is from the annotation of a GenBank genome assembly. Lineage: Eukaryota; Metazoa; Cnidaria; Anthozoa; Scleractinia; Pocilloporidae.
AUGGCAGUCAUUUAUAGUUUACUAUCUGUUGCAACUGCUUUAGAAAACAUCUUGAUUCUGGUCGCCCUUCGCAGAGAUAGAUAUCUUCAUCCUCCUUCAAAACUUCUGCUUUGCAAUCUCACGAUCACCGAUCUUUGUACUGCCUUAAUUUCACAGCCAGUAUCAGCUGCUGUCAGUUUGGCAGGAAGAGACCAAAUUGAUGGCGAACUAUGUCUUUUGGUAGAAUACACAGCUUUUCUUUUAACAGCGAUUUUCUCCGGCUUAUCUCUGUCGACUGUGACUGUUAUUUCUGUGGAUCGACUCAUGGCCCUUUUGCUAGGAAUACGAUACAAACAAACGAUAACUGGAAGACGAAUCCGUGUUGUUCUCUUUCUAAUGUGGAUCCAAAGCAUUUUAGUGGGCGCCGUUUCUUUCUGGAACAUGAAGGCGUUCUUUUUUGUAUGCGGUCUUUUAGUUACUUUAAAAAUGACAAUCUCGACUUACUGUUACACAAGAAUCUUUCACAAUAUUUGGCGUCGGCGAACAGCCGUGCAAGAUCUCAGAGGAGAAGGAGCAGCUGCUUUGUUAGUGAUGGCACGAUACAAAAAGACAGUGAUCAACUCUUUAUGGGUCCACAUAACAUUAGUAACAUGCUAUUUUCCUUUUGCAGUAGUAACUACUUUAAUGCUUAUUCGUGGAUUAAAUUUCACAAUUUUCGUGGCACAAAUCGUAGCUGUUGGUUUGAUUAGUCUCAAUUCCGUGCUAAAUCCUAUUGUUUAUUGUUGGAAGAUUAAAGAAGUUCGAAAAGAAGUAAAAGAAACGAUAACACAGUUUUGCGCUCGUUUUUACGGUUGAAGAAAUUGCCGAAAACUGAAUAUAAUUAUGUGCUAAUGCUGUAAAUUCUAGAGUUUGGCUGUUGCUUGAGAUUAUAACACAUAUAUGUAAAUACAUUUAAAAAUUUGCCGAAUGCUUGAUUUGUAAAUAAGGGAACAAUCCAUUCGGUAAAUUUGCUUAACAAUACUUGGUGAUAAUACUUCCGGGUAGCAGAGAAAGGCUAAGAGAAGAGUUACACUAAACUACCAAAUACUGUAAUAGAAAGAGUAUUUUAAAAAAAUUUCCCCUAAAGGAAAUAAAAUUUGAAUGGCUUAUUGAGGAGAGUGUCUCUUCAGUUAUCAGGUUUGUGUCGAUACUGUUAUUUGACUUUAAAAGCUUUGACGUUAAUUAGAUAGAGAUCGUCCUUGAUCAUGAAAAAUCUGAUCAUUACUGUCUGUCAAAUUCCAAACCCAGGUAUUCCUUUUGUUCCAGAGAUGUUUCUUUCUUCCUUGAACGGAAAUAAGACUGAUCGUAAAACGUUUAAGAUUGUAAUGCUAUAGGUGGUUUACUUCUCCAGUCCUCAGAUUUAUCAUGCAUAACUGACAGAGUUUGUAACUAAGGGCUUCCAGUUUUGGCGUAUUGGCGAGCUCCUGGCUGGGAAGUGGUGUUGGUAAAUUUGCGACAACUCCGAGGAAAAUUUUAACUGAACUAGCGGACACUGAUUAUUAAUUUGUAACAAACACAGUGUUUCAUGUUACUCAGUUGUAGUACAAUACUAAGACUGAUCAUGAUGCUAUCCGCUACUGUAAUCACAAAAACAAUUCUGCUAUGUAUUUAGAGUACAGUGGUUUCAUUCCAAGAUAUAAGAUAUUUUUCACCUGAGCCUUUUAUUGCACUAUGCACAGCUUGCGCCAAGUCUUUACCUUACUUAAUCAUUUAUUAUGUUUCAUUUAUGCUUUGGUCACCGCGAAACAAUAAUUUCCCGGCUAUUUUUAAGACUUCUUCACAUGUAUGUACGAUUGAAAAAUAAAAGAAGAAAAAUCAUCAAAACUGCACAUUAUGACCUUCAAUGCGCAAGUUUUGUCGAUAUCCUACAGCCAUGGAUGAGAACGAGUCAAAAAAUAUAAUUUAAAGAUAUUCAACCUCGUUUAUCUGUGCUUGUUCAACUAGAAAAAAAGGCAGAAAUUUUUUGAAACGUUCUUUUUACCGCAUGUCGAAUUUCUAUCUAAGACCCAUACAGAAGCUAUGAUGAGAUAACUUCUCGUGUUAGUAAGAAGCUCUUGAUAGCGGAGCGUAUGAAUGAUGGCAAUAUACCUGUCCAGACUAAUGCAGCAUAGGUUGAACGUUGUAGCUACAGUGGUGUGUAUCCACAGAUAAUCAAUAGCUUUACCGUAAGUUUUCAGAUAACUGUCUUCGUCAUAAUUGAUGCACCUGGCCGUUGCCCAUACAGGGUUUAUAACAAGUCCUACCGACAAGUCCGCCACAGCCGAUGAAGAAAUGAAAAAAUUCGAAAUUAUUCUGAGGGAAUGAUUUCUGCCGAUCAACCAUAAGACAACAGUGCUACCAAUUACGGCCACCAGACCUGUGACACUGAACCAGGCUGCCAAAACGAUCCUUCCCUCUUGGCUAAACUCCUCCCUGGUGCUGUUCAUAUUGCAAAGGCGUCUUUUCAGUUCUGCUAACUUGGCGUGAGUUCUUCUGCGAUAUUAGAUGACGAACAAUUUAUGGAUUUAAAACACUUUUAAUAUAUUUCGCAUACUGUUUGGCCCAAUAGGUAAAGAUCAACACCGAAGAACUUAAUAAAUUAUUAAAGAAACACCGGUGGCCGGUUUUCAAGUUAAUGUCUGGGUGGUGAAUCACCCUCAACCUCUAGUUGCUGUGCUUUCGUCCAUGCAUUAAUGUAAGCUGCCAACGCGUCGAUUUUCUCAUUAACUAACUCAAUGAGUCGAAUGCUGUGUCGAAUGCUUUUGUUUAAUAGUAAUUUCGCUCGUCAAAACGUCGAGCAUUAAAUAAUAGUCAAUUUAGCACAAAAGAAGUACAGUCAUGACAAGUGAAAGUCAAGAAGAAGAAGAAAAGUCAAGAAGAAAUAUUUUAUUUUGA